UUUUGUUUUUCCUUUUCUCUUUACGGACACGGUACAACAGAUUGCGAUUUUUAUAGAGAACUCUAAAUUUUUGGCAAAAAAGGAGACGUACUCUGAUCUGGCAGACGCCAUUCAUCAUGUGCUUCGGACCUCUACGCCCCUUGAGGCAGCUGUGCCACUGGGGCCCGUUCAUUGCAAUAUUCCUCAUGAUCUACAUCACAACGAAUGCUGUUAUCUGUGCGCUGGCUGUGUGGCCUCCAUUGAAAGAAGACCCGCUGAGUGUGAUUCACUGUGCGAUGCUGGUCAUCUGGUGUAUCACUAUCUUCUAUCACUACUUCUAUGCAAUGUUCCUUGGACCCGGCUUUGUCCCCAAAGGAUGGAAACCAGAGAAGAAAGAGGAUGAGAAAUACCUUCAAUAUUGUCAGUUUUGUGAAGGAUUCAAGGCACCUAGAGCUCACCAUUGCAGGUAUUGUAAAAGAUGUGUUAUGAAGAUGGACCAUCACUGUCCGUGGAUCAACACUUGCUGUGGUCACUUCAACCACGCCCACUUUACAAACUUCCUUAUUUUUGCAGUACUUGGUUGUGGUCAUGGAGCUAUAGUGUGCAUGUAUACUCUCUAUAUACAAGUCUUUCAAAUGAUACUGUAUCCUCGUAGACGAUAUAUGAUGGAAUCUCUUCAAAAUUCACCUUAUCUUACAUUUGGUUUUGUACAUCUUAUAUGUGCCAUCUUAGCUGUUGGUUUUGCCCUAGGGGUUUGCGUAGCAGUUGGAGUAUUAUUCUUUAUUCAGAUGAAAUCUAUUCUUAAAAAUGAGACUGGCAUUGAGUCUUGGAUAAAAACAAAGGCAAACUCAAGACACAGGCGUUUUGGAAAAAGCUUUGUCUAUCCGUAUCAUCUUGGCUGGAAGGAAAACUUGAUGGAAGUAUUUACAUUACGUGGUGUUCCAAAGGGAGACGGGUUUACUUGGUCUGUCAUCGAGGGGUGUGAUCAAUAUACAUUAACACGAGAACAAUUGGCACAAAAGGCUGAGAAGAAGCAUCGUUUGGUGGAAUAUGAGAUCAUAGAUGACUACAGUGGUUAUAUCUGUACACUUUCUCAUGGUUUGUGUACCCUGGUAAGAGUACCUCUAUCAGAUGAGCCAAGAAUACCGGUAGAAAUUGGUGAUAUCGUCAUGGUUUCCAGAUGGAAAAAAUAUUGGUUGUAUGGUGACGUGGUGCUGGACGAUGAUGGAGACACCAAGAAACGUGUACGGGGUUGGUUUCCCGCCAACUGUGCUCAAGAAUUCAAGAUUGAAGGAGAUAUGGAAGAGAGUACCAGUAAUAGCCCAUCAAAUAACAAGGUCAAGCCAAAGUCUAAGGAUGAUUGAGUUGACUCAAAUUGGCAACCAUUUCCCUGGUACUACAGAGCUACUCUAAAAGCUGAAAUUGCACCACAAAGCUAAAGCAGACCAUUAUUAGUAGUUGAGAACUUACUUCUGAAGUAUAGAGGACUCAUUGUACACCAUGUAUUCUUUUACAUGUACAUUGAAAACCUGGUGUAAAUGUGAAGCAGCUAUGCUGAUGGUUGAGAACUACUAAUUCAAGAAUCUCUGUGAUUUCCAAGUAGGUAUCUCGGAUCCCAAUGGAUGAUUGUUACCUGGGCUCCGUAACACAAAAAUUUGUGAUGAAUUGCAAAUAUGAAAAAAGCAUUCUGAUUGGUUCCUGUCCAUU
Messenger RNA from Lytechinus variegatus (green sea urchin), 1686 nucleotides. It is a transcript of the gene zdhhc6, whose product is annotated as palmitoyltransferase ZDHHC6-like. Bases 117 to 1343 code for a protein of 408 amino acids. NCBI's taxonomy places the organism in Eukaryota, Metazoa, Echinodermata, Echinoidea, Temnopleuroida, Toxopneustidae. Gene Ontology annotation, molecular function: protein binding; palmitoyltransferase activity. Gene Ontology annotation, cellular component: Golgi apparatus. Gene Ontology annotation, biological process: protein palmitoylation. The record is from RefSeq and is a predicted model, not a curated record. The transcript is spliced from 10 exons.